AUGUCUGGAUUCUGUACAGAUUUGGAUGAGGAAAGUGUUAAGCAAUCCCAAAUAUAUUAUACAGAGUUAUUAUCCUCCCUCUCGGAACGUUAUGACUCUUUUCACAAAAUAAUUUAUCAAACAAUUUGUAUUUUGGGGGUUAUUGCUAAUAUUUGUGUUGUUGUUGUUUUAUUAAGGCCUACAAUGAGAAAAAAUCCUUUCAACCUUUUUCUGAUUGGUAUUGCAAUUUGUGAUAUGUCGCUUAUGGCUUCCUAUUUUAUUUACAAACAAAUUGAACUUUGUCAUCCACUUUAUUUUACCUUUACUUGGAUUGUGUUCACCUAUUCUUAUGCUCUUUUUUCCGUUUUAUUUCACUCUGCUUCUCUUUGGAUUACUGUUAAUAUGGCUGUUUUAAGGUAUCUUGUAUUAAAAAGCAGCUCAAAUUCGUCAAGAAAUUGGCCUCGUUUAAAUACUUACAAAGCUGCAUCCUUUUCAAUUGUUGCAGCGAUAUUAAUAGCAGCUGUUGGUUCCGCGCCUAAUAUGCUUAGAUAUCAGAUAUUUUACAAGGGUGAAUUACCCGCACCCGAUGUUUGCAAGGCUAAUGGUUCAAAGUUUGCCUCGUUUUACAAGGAACCUGAUUCUAAUGUAUCUGCCUAUAUUUUAGCUCAACCAAGUUUUUGGAAUUGUACUUGGGAGCGUUUUAGUUUUUGGAUAGCUGGUCUUCUUCUAAAAUUAGUGCCUUGCCUUUUAUUAACUAUUUUUAUGACUUUACUUGUUCGAAUGCUUGUUGAAGCACGUGAGAGAAGAAAUCGCCUCCAUAGUGGAAAACAAUCAACACUUUCUUCUUUACCAACCCAAACUAAUAAUGGAAGAGACAAAUCUGUUGGAAAUGAAAAGGGUGCUUCUGGUAGUGGAAAUUCUUCCAAAGUGCAAGCUGAAAGAACAACAGCAAUGUUAACUAUAAUUGUUGCCGUUUUUCUCAUUACCGAACUUCCACAAGGCAUACUUGUUAUUUGGAUGGGUAUUAAACCACAAGUUCGCUUUGCAAUGGCACAAUUAUCGAAUAUUCUAGAUUUUCUCUCCUUGCUUAAUUCUUCUGUUAAUUUUUUACUUUAUGCUACAAUGUCCAAUUUGUUUAGACACGAAUUUUUACAGACUUUUGGUCAAUGCUGCCCCAAACGAUUUUUUUCGUUAUUUAAUUCAAAGAAAAAACGUGGGGGCUCUACUGACAGAUCUUCAAUUCCUAAUAUUAAUAAUAAAAGUGGUGGGCGUAAUAAUGCUGCACAUCGUGAAAUACAAACAAUGGCAAUAAAAUUAGAAUCACCCCCUUCCUCUUCUGGAUCUGAUGAAAGGUUAAAUUCAGAACAAGAGAAUCGAAGCGUAAUUAUCAACAAUAAUGUGAGAAAUAAUAAUGUUUCUUCAAAAUUAUCUUUAGCUGGACAGGAAAUAACAAGAAUAGCACAAAAAAGCAUUAAUUAUGCUUUUUCUUCUAAUAAUUUUUCUAAUGGAGGAAAUAAACAAAGAAAAAUUUUAGUUACUUUAGACAGGGGAGAUGAUUCAACAACUUUACAAUUUCAACAACAACCUUUAAAUAACAACAACAACAAAACUUCCAACAAUGUUUUACCGACGUUAAGACACAAACAACAAAAGAAACAAUUUGACGAAUCAGAAUUAUCCUUCAAAUUAAUAGUAAAAUAA
Meloidogyne enterolobii is the source of this 1680-nucleotide messenger RNA. The record is from the annotation of a GenBank genome assembly. NCBI's taxonomy places the organism in Eukaryota, Metazoa, Nematoda, Chromadorea, Rhabditida, Meloidogynidae.